Phyllotreta striolata is the source of this 7508-nucleotide messenger RNA. The record is from the annotation of a GenBank genome assembly. Lineage: Eukaryota; Metazoa; Arthropoda; Insecta; Coleoptera; Chrysomelidae.
CACAUCGGUCCCGUACAGUUUGGAAGUCAUCAUCACCUCCCAGAAGUAGUGUACGUUAGGCCUGAACAGCUCGUCGCCCCUGACGACGGCGGUGCCCGAGCUGUAGCAGGGAUGGAAGAGAAUGUCCCGGCUGUCGUUGGUGGCCCGGAUGUCGGAGGAACUGUGGCCGGUGGACCAGCGCCAGUAGAACACCCCCACGUCGUCGCCGCACUCGCAGAAGCCCUUGUUCUUGCCCAAGCAGCUCUUCGAGCAGAACUUGUUCUUCUGCGUGAGGUUCAUGGUUUUGAAGAGCUGCGCCUGGUAGAACCGCGACAGGUCCAUGGUCGGUUUGUUCAACCGGUCGCCCAUGGCUGGUGUUGCGGUUGAAAUUUCGGAUAGAGGCGUUGUUAAUUCAUGAAUUGUGAUGUAAAUACGAUACCUUCGGUUUUUUUUUUAGAGUAGUUUGAAUGUUUUAAAAUUCUGUAAAGCUACCGUAAAAUACGAAAUAUGGCAAAAACUGUCAAACUUGUCAUUUGUAGGUGACAAGGUGACAGGUAGAGUGCGCUCUUAUUUAUGUGCUGAUGCGACGAACAGUCAAAGGCGGUAUAUCGAAAAGAGGAAAUACUGUUUGGAAAAAUACAAUUUUUACACUUAAUACUCAAUAAAUACCGAAUUAUAUUCAAUUAUACUUCAGUCAAUUACCAAUUCAUAUUACACUGAUACUCACUGGUUGUGUUAUGCAUAUAUUAUGUAAUACGGGUCAUGUAAUUAUUCGUUAAACAGUGGCGCCAUCUACACAACUGUAUCUGUUACUCGAGGACAAAAAUAGACGAAAAAAUGAAAUCGUAAACUUUUAUUAAUACUUUCAAACGCGCUAGUUGGGAUUUGGUGACCUUAAAUAAUGAUAGUGUUUACGUUUAUUUUUUAUCUAAUCUGGGAGAUAUAGAAAGGUUAGAAUGUCAAUGGAAAUAUAAAAGUCCUCGUAAAUUAAAGUAAAAAGAUAAACAACAAACAACAUGAACAUCAACUCAAUCAUCAAAAACCUCCAACAAAACCUCGCCGAAAACGAUCGAAUAAAAACCGUCUCGAAACAUUUCGCCGGGCUGCAUUCCAACGGGGAUCGAGUCGCCUUCGUCCGCGGCCUACUAGAAGAAACCGCCGUACUUCCCCGACUCGUUAGCGACGCCAAAAACGACCGAACCUCCGCGACUACGCGAGAACGCGGCAACGAACACUUCAAACGGCGCCGACUCAAAGACGCCAUAGACUCCUACACGCAGAGCCUGGCCCACGCCGAAACCCCCCAAAACUACUCCAAAGCCCUGGCCAAUCGAUCGGCCGCCCUCUUCGAACUGCAGUUGUACCCAGAAUGCCUCACCGACAUCGAUAGAGCGUUGGAGAACGGCUACCCGGACGAUUUGAAGCCCAAGUUACUGAGGCGCAAAGACAACGCGCUGAAACUACUCGAAUCCAAAACUUACCCGCCUUAUUAUCUACCGGUUCCAGUCAUUCCGGAACCCUUCAAAUCCAAAUCGAUAGAAUGCGCUUCCGAUUCGAUCGAAAUAGCUACUUCUCCCUCACAAGGGCGCCACAUCAUCGCCACCAGAGACAUACAAAUCGGCGAAGUACUAGCAGUAGAGGAGCCCUAUAGCAGCCUACUGAGCUCCGAGUACUACAUCCACUGCCACGAGUGCUUGAAGCUUUGCUACAAUCUACUACCGUGUAGCAAAUGUACAGAAGUAUUCUACUGCGACGAUGCUUGUAGAACCGAAGCGUUGGAGUACCACCAAUACGAAUGCAGCAUAUUAAAAACACUGAGGAGUCUAGGACUCACCAAAAUGCAAUUACUACCCUUCAAAAUAGCUCUGGGAGUUAAAGAAAUACCCAGCGCUCGUCGUACCGGUCUCUACAAAUCCGACAGGUACGCGGAAAUCCACGAUUUGGUAGCCAACACGGAGCGCAGGACCGUAGCGGAUUUAUUCGAACGCGCCGCCACCGCCGCCGCGAUCCACCACCUGCUUCACAAGCACACCAGCUUCUUCGAAGCCUCGGGUUUGGAAGACCUCUUCGACGAGGUCCUCAUGCUGCACCUGCAGACGGCGCCGUGCAACUUCCACGAGAUCUCCGAAUCGGCGCCGAGCGACGGCGGCGACGGCGUCCAUCGGACGGCGGAGAUCGGCGCCGGCGCCUACGCGUUUCUCAGCCUCUUCAAUCACGGCUGCGAUCCGAACGUGGCCAGGCACUGUCACGGACGCGCCAUCGUCGUCAGGGCCAUCAGGAGGAUCGCCGAAGGGGAGGAAUGUCGCGAUAAUUACGGGUACCAUUUCGCGAUAACGUCCAAACCGGAGAGGCUCGAGAGCCUGAAGAAGCAGUACUUCUUCGAUUGCUCGUGCAGCGCCUGCUCCGACGACUGGCCGCUGUUCGAAGCGCUGCCGCGGGAUGGCGCUGCGUCGGGCCUCGCCGACGAGGAUUUGGCGAAGCUGAGCGCGGGCGCCAGGCGAUCGGCCGCCGCCCUGGCGUCGAAACUGCCGCCGCUGAUGGGCGGCGUCGAGGCGGAGGCGGCGCCGGGAAGGGCGUUCGCGGAGAUGCAGGAGGCGCUGAAACAGUGCUACGCGCUGUUGGGCAACCGUCGAUUAAAAUAGCACGUGUGAUAGUUUUCCGUAUUCUAUUUAUUUGAAAUCGAUAUGUACCAAUUUUGUGUUUUUAUAUAAUAAACGCUCGUAACAGGCUUUUUCAUUUGGUUUCGUUUUUUUUUAAUCUUUGUACACACUGAGUCCUGAACGUGUAAUGUUCCUACAAAUUAAAAGGAAAUCGCGUGUUUAAUUAACAAUUCGGCCGGUUAUUUUUUUUUUAGGCGGGUUAUAAAAUAUCCUCGAAUAUACGUGAUUUAUAGUCAUCGUAACGUUUACUUAAAAAUCAUAAAUAUAAUCAACAAUAAUAGGACACAGUAUCUCCCAACAAUACGUAAAAUUUGAAUGCUAAACGACGUUCAAUUUAACACGACAAUGACGUCACAACAAAUAUUUCUUUUAGAUAAAAUUUUAAGAGUAUACCCCAUCGAAUGUAGCUUGGCACUUGAAAAUGUACUAAGGGAGAAGUUUAAGCGUCAAUAACCUUCUUUUGUACAUGUUAAAUUGAUAAAUAAUCAAGAAAUUAACGAAAAAAAAUAUUUAAAUACCUCUGAAAAUACACCACUGGAAAUCUUCACGAUCUUAUUAAUUUUUCCUCAAAAAUUCCAACCGCCAAGCUACAUUCGAUGAGGUAUAAAAAAUACAACAAUUUACCCGGAUCAAGUAACUCGUGACGUCAUCACGGCAUUAUCCCGAACUUACUAUAUGUAUAUCGAAAUCUAUAAUUGCGCCGAUAUUAUACAGAAAGGAAAAAAAAAAUUAUCGAAAGCUCGAUCGAUCGUUUGGGCGAUCACUCACAUAUAAAAGCUCGUCCUACUCGGUUAUCAUGGAAUCUAUUGAAGCUCGACGGCGCAAGCGCGCGAUCGGCGCCUUCGAUUGAUCGAUUUAAAGCGAUCGAUGUAAUAAAUCGAUUGCCUCUAAAAAACAACGUACGAAAAAAGUACUUAAAUUAGGUAUAACUUAGCGUUUGUAAUCUUAAUCAAACGUUAUAACGUAUUAGAUACGAGGGUAGCGUAAACUGUUCUCGGCCUGAUACACUGGGGGCGCUCCAACCAGCACAUUCUAGAACUGUCUGGAACCAUUUGGAACGCUCCAGAAACAUUUAGAAUCAUCUAGAACCAUUUAGAACCGUUUAAAACCAUUUAGAACGAUUCAUAGUCAUUCAGAACGCUCCAGAAUCAUAUAAAACAGUCUAGAAUCAUUUAGAACACUUCAAAACCAUUUAGAACGGUUCUGAAUCAUUUAGAACUGCCUAGAAACAUUUACAACGCUCCAGAACCCAAUAGAACUGCUUAGAACGCUCCAUAAUCAUUCAGAACUGUCUUGAACUAAAGAUUUCGAUUUAACAAGAAGAAUAAUAUAAUUUUUCAACUAAAAAUUGUCAGGCCGAGAACUUUUUACCUUACCCUCGUACUUUUUGAGCAAUAACAUAUACAUUAGUAAGAAGGCUUAAUUAAAUGAUUGUACUCAAAGUGAUUGUAACUCUUUUUUACAUACAAAUUAAUUCGUUCGAAUCAACAUCGAUUUUCUAAAAAGUAUAAAAUUUGAUUUAUUCAGUUUUUGUUAAAUUGAUUUUGAUUAUUGAAUUUGUUGCAUCUUAUUUGAACAAUCGCGGAAAAUUAACGGAUAAAUUUACACGACCGUAAAAAUAUAACUUUAAAUAGUACAUAAUUUUAGAAAAUUGAUAUUUCCACAAUAUACAAAUUGGUACAUACACAAUCUAAUGCUUCAAAAUAUCAUUGUUUAUUCAUACGCGAUAGCCCUGUAUAUUAUAUUCGUUAGAGGAAAAUAGUUUUUCUCACUACAAACCAAAGAAAAUCUCAAAUUGUAGGAUGAUUAUUCUCGUUUUGUCUCUUAAGUGAAAUAAGGAAAGUCACCAAUGAAGUUAUAGAUAGUUAAAGGAAGCCCUUUUGGUAAAGAUAAAUCAUCGAAAGAAAGUUAAAGAAACUAAAUUGUCCGAGAUUCUAAGCUGAAAUUAGAUUAUUUUUCGUUUCGGCUUAAGACACAUAUUUCUACACACGAAUGUAUGUUUUACAUGCUAAUAAGGCUAUUUUAUUUAUUUUGUUUUAAACAACAUACUAUCGAUCUGUCUUCGGGAAGACAUUUUGUUAGUUAUUUACACAACCAAUUUUAAUAUACUGCGUGUCGCUGAAAACUUUCACUCUAUUCGGUAUGUUUUUUAUUUUUAGGAAAUCAAACCGAUUUUAAUAUAAAACGUAUUUAAAUUGGACGAAGACCCUGUUUAGACUCUCUUUUAAUAUUUCUAUUUUGAAACUUUAGAUUAGAUAAAUUUUAUUUAAAAAAUAAUAUUGAUUGUUAUACUUAUAUUAGUACAUUUACCUCAAGCGAAUUGUUUUUUUUGUCAACUAUGUUAUUAUUACGUUUGUCGUGUUUUCUAUAAUUUGUUUCCAUUUUCUUUUCUACUAGUUUGAAGCUACACAACGAAAAAGAAUUCAUAAUCAAUUCCAUUUGACUAAUCAGAUUUGACGAAUGUUAGGUUUUUUUUUUGAAAUUCACCAGGAGACGUUGUUAAUUAUUUUUGGAAGUUUAUAAAAAUAUCAGCCAAUCAAGAAAUGCACAAUUUUUUGAGAUCUUGCACCGGUGGAAGUUUCUUCUACCGGUCUCUUACACUUCUAGUGAACAGUUAGUGCCUCUUUGAGAUCAUUUGUCGCAUAUUUGAUUUCGGCUCGUUUAGGCUCGAUAAACUAAUUAUUAGAGCAUAUAGUAAAACAAAAAUGUCAACAGCAUUUACCAAAAACGUGUAUAUAACAACUAUUAAAAAAUAUAUGUAGAUAAAUCUCUUAUUGUCGCUACAAUGUGCAAGUUUCAAGCAAUUUCAAUUGUAAUACCAGCGCGAAACACAAACCGACCUAUAAUAUAGGAAAUAAUCCAUCUGGCAACACUGUUUUGUACUCCAUUCGCAAUCAGGAGAUAGUAAAAAAAACGAUUUUUGUAUGUAAAAAACAGAAUUUCCAAAAGUCUUUUUAUUGUGCAGUAGUAAUAUUUAUUUUGCCUUAGUAGUACCACUCUGUAUACAGGGUGUUUAACAAUACACCAACCUUUUUCCUUCUGGGAUAUUAAAAAGGUACUAAAGUGUCUAGUUUUUGUUCAAUUGUUGGAAUUAUUUGAAAUGAACUACUUCAGGAUGUGAAUAUUAUACUAGAUAUAUGUUAUAAACCUCUUAGUUUAAUUUAGAAAAUUAAGAGGUUUAGGACAUAUAUUGAUACAAACUUUUCUUCUUAAAACCAUCCAAAUAUCCACAUCCUCAUUAAUUAACACCCUGUAUGUAGAUACAAUUAAGAUGGUUAUUAAGGAGAUGCUAUAGUUAAGUCGAUUUGUGUUAAACGCACUGUAUAUAUAAACUGCUCCACAAAAGUUAAUGAAGUUCGCAAAUUUAGCGAUUAUUUUAAAAGUUACAGACUUUUCGAUCACCAAAUUUUCAAAGAUGCGAAAUUAAAUUCUUUCUCUCAUAUCCGAGUGGAUUUUUUGCACCUACAUCUACAACUCAUACUAACUUUGGCGAUCAAAAAACCUGAAACUUUUAAAUCAAUCUCAAUUAUUGCGAACUUCCUUAACUUAUGUGGAGCAGUAUAUAUACCCAACACCCGUCAAAUCCGCGCAUAAUAUUUUCGAAUACAACAAAAAACCAUAUACCUAUUACUAAUACACUGCUAACUCCCUAUCUAUUCCAUGAGAGAAAAUCGUAGCGAUUAAAGAGAGAGAUCCGACCAUCUAUGGUGUGCUUAGUCGUUUAUACGCAAGCGCGUUAAUUUUAAAAGGACCAAUAGCGAGUAGCUGAGGCCUAAAAAGAAAAGAAGGAAAAUAAUACUUGAAAUCGUGGUUAAAUUCGGUAACCUGAUAUAUUUACACGGGCAAUUCAAAGUCGAUUUUAAAAAUAUAUCAAAAAAUAUACCAAAAUAAAAGCUUUCUGACGUUUCAUUUGCUGUGUCAAAAGUAGCCAAUCAAGAAAUCUUUCACUUGAGCAUGCGCAUAAAUAAGCAGGCACACCACAGUAUAAUGUUUGCUACGGGUUUUAGACCAUCAUAAGCGGUAUAGUAGUAAUAGGUAUAUGCAAAAAAACAUAUCCAACCGAAAACCAAUCGGAACUAUCGCUCGAGCUGCGCCGCGCUGAGUACGAUACCGCUGUGCGUCUGUUUCUCACUAACAACAUCCCUCAUUUUGUCCCCCUCACAAUCAACCCCGCGUCCGAAGGCCACGCACAACGACGUCUCCGUAUCGCCGGCGUCGCCGCCGCCGCCGCGCCGCCAGUGCUCCGGCUCCCUCGAUCGCGCGAACUUCGACGCCGCCGCGCCCGCCGUCGCCUCAUCGGCGCCGUCCGAACUCGAGGCGCUGCGCGCGUCGAACUCCCCGUCCAACGUUUGCAGCUCGAUGACCGAAUCGUCCUCGCCGAAAUGUAUCUCCGGUAUGGAGACCGAGGUGUCGCGGCGCGGCAACAGCUCCGCGCACUCGGCGCUGGUGCUCGGCCCGGGCGCCGCGCCCGGCGCGAUCGACACCUUCUUCUUGCCGCGCUUCGACGGAUCCACGUGGACGAAUUCCACGUCCGGCGGCGGUUUACUCGACACCGAUCGAUUGGCGGCGGCGCCGGAGGCGGUUUUCGACCGCGCCGUUUUGCGGUUGCGGAAGCACGUCGACGGCACGGCGCAGAGCAGGACGCGCACGAGGCAACAGAGCAGGCCGCAGGCGAUGAGCGUCGGGCCGAUGAGCCGCAGUUCGAGCGUCUUGAAGCCCUUGUCGCCGGUGCCGACGAAGAAUAUGACGCUGCCGAUGGCCGUCGUGCCGAGGCCGACGUAGAGGAGGGCGUUGGCGGCGGCGCUCUGGUGGUAGACGCUGAAGAAGUCCUCGUCGUCGGAGCCGACGCCGAAACUCGAAUCGUGUAUC